AUGACUAUCGAGGACGAAAAGGCUGUGCGAGGCGACAUGUCGCGGUCGUCGCCCUCGUCAUCCAAUGCAUCCAAGACUGAUCUCGAGAUCACCGAGGCCAUCGCUGCACCUGUCUCCGAACACGCCGGCAUGGCAACUAUGCUCCGCAUGGGUACCAACACCGGCGGUGUGGUCACCUCGGAAGAAUACAUGACCGAGGACGAAAAGGCCGCCAAGGCGCUGAAGGACUUUGGGUACCAUGGCUUUCAAUGGUCCUCCCUCUGGCGGCCUGCCGAGAUCAACCCGCUCAACGGCAAGUCGUACACCUUCCCGAUCUUCCGCAUUCUCGACGUGUACUCGACAUCGUUCUGGUUGGCAACGCUCGGAUUCUUUGUUGCCUUCCUCAGCUGGUUCGCGUUCAGUCCGCUCGUGCCCGAGGCAGUCAAGGCCGAUCUGAAGCUCACCUCGGUCCAGGUGACGCACUCAAACAUGGCCUCGCUUGGAGGCACGGCGAUCGUGCGCAUCAUCGCAGGCCCAGCGUGUGACAGAUUCGGUCCACGAAAGGUCAUGGCUGCUCUGCUUGUUCUCGGCGCCAUUCCGUCUGGCCUGGCGGCAGUGGUCAAGACCAGCGAGGGGCUGUAUGCGGUCCGUUUCUUCAUCAGCAUUCUCGGAGCCACGUUCGUCACGUGUCAGGCUUGGGUCUCGACGUUCUUCGACAAGUCGAUCGUGGGGACUGCGAAUGCAUUCUCGGGAGGAUGGGGCAACAUGGGCGGUGGUGUGACAACGGCUGCGAUGAUCGGCCUGUUCGAGCGCUAUCGUAAGGCAGGACUUUCGUCGCACCUCGCAUGGCGUGUCUGCUUCCCCACUCUUCCUGUUCCUUGCCUCUUGCUCGUAGCAGCGGCGAUUCUCAUGUUCGGAAAGGACCACCCUGCGGGCAAGUGGAGUCAGCGACACAUGUUCAGCGGUACUGCUGUGGCCAUUGCACAAGGCGAACACGUCGAGCUUGACGCCUCGGAGCGGGCCGAGUAUGCCCGUACAACUGCGGACAACGAAAAGGCUCCUGCCAAAGGCGCAAACUUUCGCGAGGCUGACCCUGCGGAUGCAGGCAAGCGUGUUGCGACGGUCGACACUGCGCAAUCGGAGCCUCUGACGCUGGCACGACUUGCGGUGAUCCUUGCAGACCCACGUGUGUGGAUGUGCAUCAUGUGCUAUCUCCUCACCUUUGGCCUCGAGACUGCCAUGGACGCGGCCCUUCCCGGUCUCAUCACCACCCUCUUCCAGUCCAAGACUUUCACCGCCAUCGACGCCGCGUACGCCGCGUCCAUGUACGGACUGCUCAACCUCUACGCCCGACCCCUCGGCGGCGUCGUCUCUGACAUCCUCUUCUCCAAGUACGGCCUGCGCGGCCGAGUCAUCUGGCUCCUCGUCACCGCUUUCUCCCAAGGCGUAGCCAUGAUCGGCAUGGGAGUCUACUGCAAUCGCGACCCCACACUUGGCGGCGUGCUGGCAUUCAUUUUCCUCAUUGGUACUACUGGCUUCUUGGCUAACGGUGCCAACUACGGUAUCCCUGCCAUCAUCUGUCCCUCGGCCAUCGGCACCGUCUCGGGUCUAGUUGGCGCCGGAGGCAACUUGGGCGGUCUGCUGUACUUGGGCAUCUUCCUCGCGGUGCCCGGUGUGAGGGCCAAGAAGACGCUCGGAACAAAGUUUUGGAUCGCAGGCGUCGUCAACGCCGGCGCAGUCCUUCCCUUCUUCCUCGUGCUAUUGCCGGGAAAGUAUGGAAUGUAG
This is a messenger RNA of Moesziomyces aphidis, 1764 nucleotides long. NCBI's taxonomy places the organism in Eukaryota, Fungi, Basidiomycota, Ustilaginomycetes, Ustilaginales, Ustilaginaceae. The record is from the annotation of a GenBank genome assembly.